Messenger RNA from Closterium sp. Naga37s-1, 1110 nucleotides. The record is from the annotation of a GenBank genome assembly. Lineage: Eukaryota; Viridiplantae; Streptophyta; Zygnematophyceae; Desmidiales; Closteriaceae.
AUGGGCGGAAUUGAGGCGAUUACAAGGAGGGGUGCUGCUGAAUGGAGAUUCGGGCCUUCACGCGAGAGGAUCGAGGAUGGCGAGGGGGCAGCGCGGUGGGGCAGCAAGAGGACUUCUCUGCUUAAUCCCCGCCUUCCUUCCCUUCAGGGCUUCACAUGGGGCGAUGAGGGCGAUGGGGCAGCGCGCGCUCAUCAAGGGGCGUCCCUCUGGUUAACCCCCCCCCUUCCAUUCCCUUCAGCAUGGCGGGCAGCGUGGAUACGACACGCCGGGCAGCACGGACGGAGCGUGCGCGCAUCAAGAGGCGUCCCUCUGGUUAACCCCCCCCCUUCCAUUCCCUUCAGCAUGGCGGGCAGCGUGGAGACGACACGGCGGGCGGCACGGACGGAGAUCUACUCAUGGGACGAGGAGGGCGAUGGGGCAGCGCGCGCGCAUCAAGAGGCGUCCCUCUGGUUAACCCCCCCCUUCCAUUCCCUUCAGCAUGGCGGGCAGCGUGUAUACGACGCGCCGGGCGGCACGGACGGAGGUGAGGUGCUGCUCCACCGCUGCUACGGGAUCUACUCGUGGGAUGAGGAGGGCGAUGGGGCAGCGCGCGCGCAUCAAGAGGCGUCCCUCUGGUUAACCCCCCCCUUCCAUUCCCUUCAGCAUGGCGGGCAGCGUGGAGACGACACGGCGGGCGGCACGGACGGAGGUGAGGUGCUGCUCCAUCGCUGCUACGGGGAGGGCGAUGGGGCAGCGCGCGCGCAUCAAGAGGCGUCGCUCUGGUUAACCCCCCCCUUCCAUUCCCUUCAGCAUGGCGGGCAGCGUGGAGACGACACGGCGGGCGGCACGGACGGAGGUGAGGUGCUGCUCCAUCGCUGCAGCGGGGUAGCGCGGCGGCACGGAGGGCGACACGGACGGAGCUUGGUUGACGGACAGCAGUGGAAGUGGGGCGGCAGGCCGGGUGACACGGACGGAGGUACGAUGGUCCAAGACCCGAAGACCGCCCCCGACUGCGGCAUAGGUGUUGUGCGGCAGGGGUGGCUGACGGCGUUGGGUCGGACGCGGCCCGCGCCUGAAGCGCCCCUGUGUGUGAGUGAGUGCUCUGACGAGGGAUGGGGGGACGCUUCCUGA